This is a messenger RNA of Procambarus clarkii (red swamp crayfish), 867 nucleotides long. The record is from RefSeq and is a predicted model, not a curated record. Lineage: Eukaryota; Metazoa; Arthropoda; Malacostraca; Decapoda; Cambaridae.
AUGUUGUGGAAAUAUCAGCUAUGUUGUGGAAAUAUCAGCUAUGUUGUGGAAAUAUCAGCUAUGUUGUGGAAAUAUCAGUUAUGUUGUGGAAAUAUCAGUUAUGUUGAGGAAAUAUCAGUUAUGUUGUGGAAAUAUCAGUUAUGUUGUGGAAAUAUCAGUUAUGUUGUGGAAAUAUCAGUUAUGUUGUGGAAAUAUCAGCUAUGUUGUGGAAAUAUCAGCUAUGUUGUGGAAAUAUCAGCUAUGUUGUGGAAAUAUCAGCUAUGUUGUGGAAAUAUCAGCUAUGUUGUGGAAAUAUCAGCUAUGUUGUGGAAAUAUCAGCUAUGUUGUGGAAAUAUCAGCUAUGUUGUGGAAAUAUCAGCUAUGUUGUGGAAAUAUCAGCUAUGUUGUGGAAAUAUCAGCUAUGUUGUGGAAAUAUCAGCUAUGUUGUGGAAAUAUCAGCUAUGUUGUGGAAAUAUCAGCUAUGUUGUGGAAAUAUCAGCUAUGUUGUGGAAAUAUCAGCUAUGUUGUGGAAAUAUCAGCUAUGUUGUGGAAAUAUCAGCUAUGUUGUGGAAAUAUCAGCUAUGUUGUGGAAAUAUCAGCUAUGUUGUGGAAAUAUCAGCUAUGUUGUGGAAAUAUCAGCUAUGUUGUGGAAAUAUCAGCUAUGUUGUGGAAAUAUCAGCUAUGUUGUGGAAAUAUCAGCUAUGUUGUGGAAAUAUCAGCUAUGUUGAGGAAAUAUCAGUUAUGUUGAGGAAAUAUCAGCUAUGUUGUGGAAAUAUCAGCUAUGUUGUGGAAAUAUCAGUUAUGUUGUGGAAAUAUCAGCUAUGUUGUGGAAAUAUCAGCUAUGUUGAGGAAAUAUCAGCUAUGUUGAGGAAAUAUCAGCUAUGUUGA